AUGCCGAAAAUGACAAAUGGCAUGGCGGAGAGGCUAUCUCCAGCCUUCCUUCAACGACGUCGCGAGCGAUAUCUCCAUGCGUAUAAUGGGGGCGGAGUGAGGUUGGCGAUCAACGGUGGAGUCUUGCCAAGCCCGCUUGCGGGUAGCGGAGAGCGCGGCUUGGCGCUUCCUUUGGCGGUUGCAGAUCUUAGCGGCGCUGCGUACUACCCGGUUGGGGAUAGUGUCGCCUCCCUCAGCCGCGCAAAGGACGACGUCGUUCUUCUCUGGCUUGCUGACUCCAUCUAUAUUUGCCCCUAUUGCUACCAAGCCUUGCAGUAG
Messenger RNA from Microsporum canis CBS 113480, 318 nucleotides. RefSeq lists its product as uncharacterized. Lineage: Eukaryota; Fungi; Ascomycota; Eurotiomycetes; Onygenales; Arthrodermataceae. The coding region runs from base 1 to 318 and encodes 105 amino acids. The transcript has a single exon. The record is from RefSeq and is a predicted model, not a curated record.